AUGAUCAGCUUGGCAACACAACCCAUUCAGCAUGGGCACAGCGAAGCCAUCAGACUCUGCCAGCGAAUGGAGCCAGACGGAGUUGAGCCCGACGAGAUCACCUACGUUACCUGUGACAUGCAGUCUCUAGUGGAAGGAAGGCCCGUCCAUGACAGGAUAGUGAGAGCCGGCCUGGAGAACGGAGCGCUCGUCUCCACAGCACUCGUCAGCAUGUAUGGCAAGUGCGGGAGCCUGGACGAAGCACGGAAGAUCUUCGACGGCUCCGACUUGAGCAACCUGGUCUCGUGGAACGCAAUGAUCGUGGCGUAUGCUCAAAAUGGGGAGGGGAAGCAGGGGCUGGAGCUGUACGAGCUCAUGAACUUGGACGGCGUGGAGCCGAACGGCGUGACUUACACCGGAGUGCUGUUUGCGUGCGCACACGCGGGGCUGCUGGACGAGGCCUGGAAGCAGUUCGUGUCGCUCAAGACGGACAGGGGGAUCGAGUGGGAGGACGAGCACUUCAGCUGCAUGACGGAUAUGCUGGGCCGGCUGGGAAGGCUGGAGGAGGCCGAGGAGUUUCUCAAGAGGUUUCCACAGGCGGGUGGAGUUCCAUGGCUGUCACUGCUCAACUCGUGCCAGAUGCAUGGGGAUUUGGAGCGCGGGAAGCGGGUGUCGCAGGAGGCCAUGAAGAGGAACCCGGAGACAUCGUCGUCGUACGUGAUGCUCUCCAACAUCUACGCGGCACCAGAGGUUGCAAAGAUGAAAAGCAGGCUCGGGUUUUGGUAUUCCAGGCACUCCAAGUCGCAGGAUAUCACUUGAAAGGAUGUACGACCCUUUUCCCCGGAGUAUAAAAAGGAUUGCGAGGU
This is a messenger RNA of Selaginella moellendorffii, 845 nucleotides long. RefSeq names its product pentatricopeptide repeat-containing protein At4g33170. The record is from RefSeq and is a predicted model, not a curated record. NCBI's taxonomy places the organism in Eukaryota, Viridiplantae, Streptophyta, Lycopodiopsida, Selaginellales, Selaginellaceae. The coding region runs from base 1 to 798 and encodes 265 amino acids. Gene Ontology annotation, molecular function: protein binding; RNA binding. Gene Ontology annotation, biological process: RNA modification. The transcript has 2 exons.